Melanotaenia boesemani (Boeseman's rainbowfish) is the source of this 3614-nucleotide messenger RNA. RefSeq names its product ATPase H+ transporting V0 subunit a1a (gene atp6v0a1a). Gene Ontology annotation, biological process: proton transmembrane transport; vacuolar acidification. Gene Ontology annotation, cellular component: plasma membrane; vacuolar proton-transporting V-type ATPase complex; vacuolar proton-transporting V-type ATPase, V0 domain. The record is from RefSeq and is a predicted model, not a curated record. The coding region runs from base 202 to 2763 and encodes 853 amino acids. Lineage: Eukaryota; Metazoa; Chordata; Actinopteri; Atheriniformes; Melanotaeniidae. The transcript has 22 exons. Gene Ontology annotation, molecular function: ATPase binding; proton-transporting ATPase activity, rotational mechanism.
GAAUGUCAAUCGAUAUGGUUACCAGAAUACUUCCGCUUUGCGAGGUUCUCACUCAGCUGAGCAGACUCCCUCAAACAGAGAGCGCAACGGAACAGACAGUCGAGAGGGAAAGGAAGCGAGCACAGAAGAAGGGGGCUAGAAUCCAUACCUGAAUUGUUGUGGUUUACUUGAGGGUGCUGAGCACUCACAUCCAUCAACAAGAUGGGAGAACUCUUCAGAAGUGAAGAAAUGACGCUGGCUCAGCUCUUCCUCCAGUCCGAAGCUGCCUACUGUUCUGUCAGUGAACUUGGGGAGAUUGGGAUGGUGCAGUUUCGUGAUUUAAAUCCUGACGUGAAUGUGUUCCAGCGGAAAUUUGUAAAUGAAGUACGACGAUGUGAGGAGAUGGAUCGUAAAUUAAGAUUUGUGGAAAAAGAAAUUAAAAAAGCCAACAUCCCUGUAGUUGAUACAGGAGAGAACCCUGAAGUCCCUUUUCCAAGAGACAUGAUUGACCUGGAGGCCACAUUUGAGAAGCUUGAGAAUGAACUGAAGGAAAUAAACACAAACCAAGAGGCUCUAAAGAAGAACUUCCUGGAAUUGACUGAGCUCAAGCACAUUUUGCGUCGUACGCAGCAAUUUUUUGAUGAGAUGGAGGAUCCCACUUUACUUGAGGAGUCAUCUACUCUCAUGGAUCCCAAUGACCCCAACAGAGGGGCUCCACUCAGACUAGGAUUUGUGGCUGGAGUCAUUGGCAGGGAGCGUAUUCCCACAUUUGAGAGGAUGUUGUGGAGAGUUUGCAGAGGAAACGUGUUCCUGCGGCAGGCUGAUAUUGAAGAUCCUCUAGAGGACCCAACAACAGGCGACCAGGUCCACAAGUCUGUCUUCAUCAUAUUUUUCCAAGGAGAUCAGCUGAAGAACAGAGUUAAGAAAAUCUGUGAGGGGUUCAGGGCAACAUUGUACCCCUGUCCAGAAACCCCCCAGGAGAGGAAAGAGAUGCUGGCAGGAGUGAAUGCUCGCAUUGAUGACCUGCAGAUGGUAUUAAACCAGACUGAGGAUCAUAGGCAGAGGGUCCUGCAGGCUGCAGCCAAGACGGUCAGAGUGUGGUUCAUCAAGGUGAGGAAGAUGAAGGCCAUCUACCACACACUCAACCUCUGCAACAUAGAUGUGACCCAGAAGUGUCUGAUUGCUGAGGUGUGGUGCCCUGUCGCCGACUUGGACUCUAUUCAGUUUGCACUGCGAAGGGGGACGGAGAAGAGCGGCUCCACUGUGCCUUCCAUCCUCAACAGAAUGCAGACCAAACAGACCCCACCUACAUACAAUAAGACAAACAAGUUCACUUCAGGCUUCCAAAACAUUGUGGAUGCUUAUGGAAUUAGCAGCUAUCGUGAGAUGAACCCAGCACCAUACACCAUCAUCACCUUCCCCUUCCUAUUUGCUGUCAUGUUUGGUGACCUGGGCCAUGGGACACUUAUGACCUGUGCUGCUCUGUACCUUGUGUUGAGAGAGAGCAGGCUGAUGGCCCAGAAAAAUGAUAAUGAGAUAUUCAACAUGGUGUUUGCUGGGCGCUAUAUUAUCCUGCUGAUGGGAAUCUUCUCAAUGUACACCGGCAUCAUUUACAACGACUGCUUUUCAAAGUCCCUAAAUGUCUUUGGUUCUGGAUGGAGUGUUAGACCCAUGUUUGGUGAAAGAGGAGCCAACUGGUCGUUUGACACACUUACUAGCAACACAGCCUUGCAGUUGGACCCAGCCAUAGAUGGAGUAUUCAAUGGGCCAUACCCCAUCGGCAUCGAUCCAAUAUGGAGUAUAUCAAUUAACAAGCUGACGUUCUUGAACUCCUUCAAGAUGAAGAUGUCUGUUAUCCUGGGAGUCAUCCACAUGCUCUUUGGAGUCACUCUUAGUCUGUUCAAUCACCUGUAUUUCAAUAAGCCAAUGAAUAUCUACUUGGGAUUCAUCCCAGAGAUAGUCUUCAUGUCCAGUCUUUUUGGCUACCUUGCCAUUCUGAUCUUCUAUAAGUGGAUCUCUUAUGAUGCGCGCACCUCCAGGGAAGCUCCCAGUCUCCUCAUUGCCUUCAUUAACAUGUUCCUCUUCAACUACAAUGACCCCACUAACAAGCCUCUAUACAGAGGGCAGAUGGGCCUACAAUCAUUUUUGGUGGUAAUUGCCUUGGCAUGUGUCCCCUGUAUGUUAAUAGUAAAAACUUUGGUUCUGCGGAGACAGCAUUUGUGGCGGAAACAUAUGGGCACGCAAAACUUUGGGGGAAUCAGGGUGGGCAAUGGUCCCACUGAGGAUGAGGCUGAAAUCAUCCAGCAUGACCAGCUCUCACAGCAGUUUGAGGAGGAACCUGAGUCGAUAACCAAGCGUUGCCUUUUGUCACCUGCUUUCAAGGCGCGUGAGGAGGAAGAGUUUAACUUUGCGGAUGUGGCAGUGCAUCAGGCCAUUCACACCAUAGAGUACUGCCUGGGUUGUAUCUCCAACACCGCUUCCUAUCUGAGGCUGUGGGCCCUCAGUUUGGCUCAUGCACAGCUGUCAGAGGUGCUGUGGUCCAUGGUCAUGCGCAUUGGCCUUUCUUCUAAAAGCCUCGGAGGCUUUGUCCUUCUGGCCAUUGUCUUUUACUUCUUUGCUGUCCUCACAGUUGCCAUUCUUCUUAUUAUGGAAGGUCUGUCAGCCUUCUUGCAUGCACUGCGACUGCACUGGGUGGAGUUCCAAAACAAGUUUUAUGCAGGCCAGGGCUUCAAGUUCCUCCCCUUUACCUUCGAAAGCAUCCUGGAGGGAAGAUUUGAGGAAUGAAAUGUGCUUCAUCUUUUGAGAAUCUGUUUAGUGUUGUAGAGUGAUGUUUUUUCUGUCUUUUUGGAGUGAUUAAGUUUCCACCUAUUGCCAUGUCUCCAUGUAUAAUAUCAGGAUCAGUCACUGCAAUAUUAACAUUCAGUCAUUCCUGGAAAUAGCCUUGAUCAUAAUCUGUUGUUUUGUCCUAGAGAAGUUUUUUUAUCUGUUUUAUUUAGUUUAUUAUUUAUGCAAUCUUUUUUUCUUUAUACAACCUUUUUUUCUUUGUGAAUGUUGCACAACACAUAAUUAUAAAGCAGAACUUAACUAUGCAAAUUUCUUGGCUGAUGUUGACGAAUUUAAAAAGUCACAAGUGGUUUUCCCCUUAGUUUCUUGUGCGUGUUCUACAUAGUUGGAUGUUUGCUGCUCUUGCCACUUAAUUGUCGUCGUUUAGCAGUAGUCAGCGUCUUGCACAGUGCAGUUGAUCUCUUUAGUAAAUAAAGCAUAAACCCAGACUUUGCAUGUUGCAUACUCACCAUUUAUAAAGCUCCAAAGGGAAUGUGGCUUAAUUUACCCAUAUCUUUGAAAACAGACUGUAUGGUUAUGUGUUGUGCUCUAGAAUUUGCCACACCUGUUGUUUGUUUUUGAUUUUCUGUUGAUCUACAGAAAAGAAAAAAUAAGGGGAAUCUUUAAGUGGGCAAUUUGUGAAUGAAUUGUAGCAAUCCAGCAAACUUGAAAACAUGAUUUUUCUUCAGGUCUGAUUCCAUCACACACAGAAGAGGGUAACAGUUUACAACAGACAUGUUCAGCUUGUCUUUCAGAAAAGGUUGACCACACUCAUUAUACAUGCAUCUCUGAUAAUAAAAUGUAAUAAGCUG